Lethenteron reissneri (Far Eastern brook lamprey) is the source of this 2021-nucleotide messenger RNA. RefSeq names its product E3 ubiquitin-protein ligase TRIM36-like. The record is from RefSeq and is a predicted model, not a curated record. NCBI's taxonomy places the organism in Eukaryota, Metazoa, Chordata, Hyperoartia, Petromyzontiformes, Petromyzontidae. Gene Ontology annotation, molecular function: methyltransferase activity; zinc ion binding; 2-oxoglutarate-dependent dioxygenase activity.
UUCCUACUUCCUUGUCACCUAUUUACGUGGCUUGUUCCUCGUUUAGCGUCUCAGACGCAGCCAGCGACUGCCUGAGAAACAGCCAGAGACUGCCUGAGCUACAGAAACUGACUGAGCUUCAGCCAGCGACUACCUGAGAUACAUCAAGCGACUGCCUGAGCUACAGCCAGCGACUACCUGAGCUACAGUCAGUGUCCGUCUCUGAGUGAAGCCACAGGGCCAUGGCGAGUGCGGCUCCCAGUGGUAGCGAGGCUCCAGGGGAGUUGACCUGCCCCAUCUGCCUGGACGCCUUCCGCUGCCCCUGCACGCUCAGCUGCGGCCACUCGUUCUGCCUCAAGUGCGUGGAAGACGCUUGGGAUGCGGCCGAGUUCUUCUCCUGCCCGCAGUGCCGAGUGACCUUCCCUCGGAGGCCCAAGCUGAGCAAGAACGUGACGCUCACUAACCUCAUCGAGCAGCUGCGAGUGGCUGAGCCCAUGGCUGCCGAUUCUGCUGCUUCUGCUGUUUGCUGCGAUCAUUGCAGGGAGCCCGCAGUGAAGACUUGUCUCAAGUGUGAGACGUCGUUCUGUAUGACCCACGUCGCGCCCCACCGGGAGUUGGCAAAGUUUAGUGACCACGUCCUGGUGUCGCCCGGUGUGAACCUGGAGAAUCGACGGUGCGCGGAGCACGGAGACGAGUACCGCUUCUACUGCGUUAACGACGGACGCCUUGUCUGCAGGGACUGCACCGUCACUGUGGAUCAUCGAGGCCACGAGCUCGUCACUCUCAAGGUGGAGCACGACAAACGAAAGAAACAAGUGGGAGAGGAGACGCGGGCUGUGGAGGAGAAAAGGAAGGAGGCGGAGGAGUCCGUGAGGCAGAUGGAGGCCGAUCGUAGGGAUGUGCAGGGAUCCAUGACAGAUGAAAAGGUCUCAAUCUCGGUCAGAUUCACCCGCGCGAGAGCAGCGUUGGAUGCAGAGGAGAAGGCGGCUUUAGAGCAAGCGGAGCAGAAAGGGCGUGAGCUGCUGUCCCAGAUCGAGAAGAAGAUCGCUCGCUACCAGCGCGAGAUCAGCGAACUCCAGGCAGCAGCCACUCGUCUGCAGGCCCUAGCGCAGGAGAGGGACUCGCUCGCGUUCCUGCAGGGGCACCUGGAGGAGACGCGCAGGGCAGGGAGGGUUACAGCAGAUCCACACUCAGCUCCCAGCCAAGAGGACAUUGUCUCGCUUAAAGUCAACGAGGGAACUGUGGCCAAAUACCUGUGUGAGUUCUUCAGUGUGAAACAUGGAAUCGGGCUUCACCUGCACUGGGACGGGGGGCUCCUGGCGUUUUACCGUGCAGACUCCAUGGAGGUGAUCUACGAGUUUGCCUACAGAGCCAACAGGUCUGUGGACGACGCAGUUAACAUGGCCCUCCACUUCACCCUACAGCACCUGGACUCCCCAGCAUCCUAUGCCAGGAUCCUGUUUGUGGACUUCAGCUCUGCUUUCAACACCAUCAUCCCUGCCCUGCUUCAGGAUAAGCUCUCCCAGCUGAACGUGCCCGACUCCACCUGCAGGUGGAUCACAGACUUCCUGUCUGACAGGAAGCAGUGCGUUAGGCUGGGAACACAAGUCUCUGACUCCCGGUACAUCAGCACCGGAUCUCCUCAGGGCUGCGUCAUUUCCCCUCUGCUCUUCUCCCUGUACACCAACAGCUGCACCUCCAGUCAUCCGUCCGUCAAACUCUUGAAGUUUGCGGACGACACCACCCUCAUUGGGCUCAUCUCUGUCAACACUGUGGAGUCCUUCCGCUUCCUGGGCACUAUCCUCUCCCAGGACCUUAAGUGGGAACUGAACAUCAGCUCCCUCAUAAAGAGAGCACAACAGAGGAUGUAUUUCCUACGGCAGCUGAAGAAAUUCGACCUGCCAAAGACAAUGAUGGUGCACUUCUACACAGCCAUCAUUGAGUCCAUCCUCACCUUCUCCAUCACCAUCUGGUAUGCUGCUGCCACUGACAAUGACAAGAGCAGACUGCAGCCGUCUCAGACGCAGCCGGCGACAGCCUGA